This is a messenger RNA of Corythoichthys intestinalis (scribbled pipefish), 2464 nucleotides long. RefSeq names its product serum/glucocorticoid regulated kinase 1 (gene sgk1). Gene Ontology annotation, cellular component: nucleus; cytoplasm. The transcript has 14 exons. Lineage: Eukaryota; Metazoa; Chordata; Actinopteri; Syngnathiformes; Syngnathidae. The record is from RefSeq and is a predicted model, not a curated record. The coding region runs from base 199 to 1968 and encodes 589 amino acids. Gene Ontology annotation, biological process: protein phosphorylation. Gene Ontology annotation, molecular function: protein serine/threonine kinase activity; ATP binding.
GGGAGGAGGAGAGGGAGGCAGACAAAAAGGCCGCUGAUUGGCUGGCCGCGGAGCAUCUCCAUUGAUAAAGCGCAAAGACUGCAGCAGGACAGCGGCAGUGACGUCGUCCGUCCGGGCAUCCACUCGGACGCAAGCGGAUUCACAUCGAGCCCUCCGCCGUCCGUCACCCUGGGAUCGACGGAGGCUAGCGUGUCGGCCAUGAAGCUGGUGAGAGGAGGAGGAGGCGAGAAAGCGGCGUUCUCCUUCAAGAAGUGCUCGGCCUUUCAGUUCGUCAAGAGGAAGGUGCGUCGAUGGAUGAGGAACCCAAAAGUGAGUGCGGAGAAGGUGGCGGGCAAACGCCUGGCGUGCGUCAGGUGCCCGCUUUCCGACGAACCGUGUUUCCCGAGCUGUUGCCACUAUUACGGGGCCCCGCCUUAUUACGCCGGUGGCCCCGCCCACCUCUACCUUCCGGAUCCCGCCUCGGAAUCGUCGGGAUUGUGUGACAAAAACAAAAGCUGCAAGGUGAGGAAGUGGAAGAUGUUGUCACGCCCGCACGGCGAAGCCAAGGACAGAGACGUGCCCGACGUCGGUGGACUGUCUUGGGGGUCGGGCGUUUGGGGAGCGCCCCCUUUCCCUCCGGAGUGUUGGGCGUGCGGCGGAUUUUACGGCGGCCAUGACGCAUGGCAGCCGCGACAACGCGCGCAGGCUAUGGACCUUUACUACCACAAUGAGUCAGAAGUGGAUGGGUACUGUUGCCCCGGCGACAACGCUUUCAUGAAACAGAGGAAGAUGGGUUUGAACGAUUUCAUUCAGAGGCUCGCCACCAACGCGUACGCGUGCAAACAUCCGGAGGUGCAGUCCAUUCUGAACCUGAGUCCUGCGCAGGAUGCUGAAUUGAUGAGCAGUAGCCCCUCCCCUCCCCCGAGCCCGACGCAGCAGAUCAACCUGGGCCCGUCGUCCAACCCUUCGGCCAAACCCAACGACUUCCACUUCCUCAAGGUGAUCGGCAAGGGCAGCUUCGGCAAGGUACUGCUGGCCCGGCACCGCUCGGACGAUCAGUUCUACGCCGUCAAGGUGUUGCAGAAGAAGGCCAUCCUCAAGAAGAAGGAGGAGAAACACAUCAUGUGCGAGCGUAACGUUCUCCUGAAGAACGUCAAGCACCCCUUCCUGGUGGGUCUCCACUACUCCUUCCAGACGGCCGACAAGCUCUACUUUGUUCUGGACUACAUCAACGGCGGCGAGCUCUUCUACCACCUCCAGCGGGAGCGCUGCUUCCUGGAGCCCCGGGCGCGCUUCUACGCCGCCGAGAUCGCCAGCGCGCUGGGCUACCUGCACUCGCUCAACAUCGUCUACCGCGACCUCAAGCCCGAGAACAUCCUGCUGGACUCGCAGGGGCACGUGGUCCUCACCGACUUCGGCCUGUGCAAGGAGAACAUCGAGCCCAACGGCACCACGUCCACUUUCUGCGGAACGCCGGAGUAUUUGGCUCCUGAGGUUCUGCACAAGCAGCCGUACGAUCGCACAGUGGACUGGUGGUGCUUGGGCGCCGUCCUCUAUGAGAUGCUUUACGGCCUGCCGCCCUUUUACAGCCGCAACACGGCCGAGAUGUACGACAACAUCCUGAACAAGCCUCUGCAGCUCAAGCCCAACAUCUCCAACGCCGCCCGCCACCUGCUGGAGGGGCUCUUGCAGAAGGAGCGCACCAAGCGGCUGGGCUGCGCCGACGACUUUGUGGAAAUCCGGAACCACAUGUUCUUCUCGCCCAUUAACUGGGACGAGCUCAACGCCAAGAAGAUCACGCCGCCCUUCAACCCUAACGUGACGGGCCCCAACGACCUGCGGCACUUUGACCCCGAAUUCACCGACGAGCCCGUCCCCAACUCCAUCGGCUGCUCGCCCGACAGCGCCCUGGUGACGUCCAGCAUCAAAGAGGCGGCCGAGGCCUUCGUGGGCUUUUCCUACGCCCCCUCCAUGGACUCCUACCUAUAGGCCCCGCCCGGCUCCCCCUUUCCUCCCCGUAAACUGGCACUUUGCGACAAACUGCUGUGUGUAAAUACUUUGAAACGUCGACGUAGCGAUCCGUCCUCUUCCUUUCCUCCGCAUUCCCUUUUUUGUUUUGGCUGAGAUGAAAAAGGGAGCAAGUGAAUGUUACAGAGCGAGCGUUUUGCUCAGAGGUGCCUUUUUUACACGACCGGUCAUUUUGCACACAGAAAUAAUAAAGGAGAGACUCGCCGCUAUGUUGCCAUGGAAAGUCUUAGCACAGCACCACCUAGCGGAAAGAAUUUCUUCCUCUUGAUCUUAAGUUCUAUUUAAGUUAGUUUGUAUAUUUGCGGACGCGUAAGGUUGCAAUGUAUAUAGAACAGAAAACUAAAACCAUGUUAUGUAGAUGUAUGUCAUGUUAAUGUUUCAAUGUACUGUACAUUGUAAAAUUGUUCGGAGAGUUUAUGUGACUAUGAUGGCUUUGCAAUAAAACUUGGAACUUUAA